UUUGCGAUUGAUCCGGAAAGGAUUAAAUUUGAUCGGAUUAUCGGUGAAGGACAAUUUGGUGAUGUAUUCUGUGGAACUUUUCAGUCAAAGGAUAGUCAAAAUCUGGAAGUAGCUGUUAAAACUUGUAAAGACACUGGAACAACGAAAGAUAAAUUUUUGGAUGAAGCAUAUUCCAUGACUCGUUUCAAUCACUCGAAUAUUGUUCGCUUAAUUGGUAUUCAUACCGGACAACCGGUGUUUAUCGUGAUGGAAUUAGCUAAAUAUGGAGAGAUGCGAUCGUAUUUACAAAAGUUUGAUGAUCAAAUUAGUGAAAAUGCUCUAGUUCGUUUCGCGAUACAAUUAUGCUCAUCACUCGAGUAUUUAGAUUCGCAAAGAUUCGUUCACAGAGAUAUCGCAGCAAGAAAUUGUUUGGUAUUUGAGCAUGAUUUAAUGAAAUUAGCUGAUUUUGGUUUAUCUAGAUUGAUUGAUGAUGAGACUUUUUACUACAAAUCUACCCAACUUAAACUUCCUAUUAAGUGGAUGGCUCCAGAAUCGAUCAAUUUCCGUAAAUUUUCCUCUGCUAGUGAUGUAUGGAUGUAUGGCAUAUGUGUUUGGGAGAUCAUGUCUCGGGGAUUGAAACCUUUUCAAUCCGUUAAAAAUAGUGAUGUAGCUAGGAUAAUUGAAAAUGGUGAACGUCUACCGAAACCCGCGGACUGUCCACCAUCUAUGUAUCAGAUCAUGCUAGAGUGUUGGUCGUAUGACCCUGCCCAAAGGCCUACCUUCAGUGAAGUAUUAACAAAGCUAAAGUAUGCUACAGUCUGCUAA
Messenger RNA from Trichoplax adhaerens, 804 nucleotides. RefSeq lists its product as uncharacterized. Gene Ontology annotation, cellular component: signaling receptor complex. Gene Ontology annotation, molecular function: ATP binding; transmembrane receptor protein tyrosine kinase activity. The annotation marks the transcript as partial. Lineage: Eukaryota; Metazoa; Placozoa; Uniplacotomia; Trichoplacea; Trichoplacidae. The record is from RefSeq and is a predicted model, not a curated record. The transcript is spliced from 6 exons. Gene Ontology annotation, biological process: positive regulation of kinase activity; protein phosphorylation; multicellular organism development.